Messenger RNA from Gryllus bimaculatus (two-spotted cricket), 7712 nucleotides. The record is from the annotation of a GenBank genome assembly. NCBI's taxonomy places the organism in Eukaryota, Metazoa, Arthropoda, Insecta, Orthoptera, Gryllidae.
AUGAAGCGACAAUUUGACGAAAUUGAUUCUUCUCAGCAAGCGGACAUUUUUAAAUCAAUCGUGCGCGACGCGCAGAAGCUGUCGCUGCGCAUGAACCACCGCGGCGCCUGCGCCUGCGACAAUGACACAGGCGACGGCGCGGGCGUGCUCACUGCCAUCCCGCACGCGCUCUACUCGCACGAGUUGCGGGAGCAGCAGAACGUGCAGCUGCCGGCGUUCGGGCGCUACGCCACGGGCAUCUUCUACCUGGACAAGACGCACCACCGCGAGAGCGAGGCGGCGUUCGAGCGGCUGGCGGGCGAGUGCGCGCUGCGCGUGCUGUGCUGGCGCACCGUGCCCACGGACGGCGCGGGCAUCGGCGACGUGGCGCGCAACAGCGAGCCCUUCAUGCGCCAGGUCUUCGUCACCGGCGACCAGCCCGACGCGCAGCUCCGGCACCAGGUGUUUGUGCUGCGUAAACGUGCCACCCAUACUAUCCCACGACCUGGAGCCCGUUUCUACAUCUGCUCCCUGUCACUACUCACUGUUAUAUACAAAGGGCAGCUCACAGCAGACCAACUGUGGACAUACUUCCCAGAUCUGAGGUCACCUAACUACGACACAUACCUAGCUCUGGUUCAUACGCGGUUUUCUACCAACACUUUCCCCAGUUGGGAGAGAGCUCAUCCUCUGAGAUAUCUGGCCCAUAAUGGAGAAAUUAAUACAUUGCGAGGAAAUGUAAACCUCAUGAAGGCACGUGAAGGAGUGAUGAAAAAUGAUGAAUUUGGUGAUGAAUUGAAGAAACUUUAUCCUGUUGUGGAGCCUAAUCUGUCUGAUUCUGGAGCAGUCGAUUGUGUGCUUGAGUUUUUGACCAUGGCUGGAGGCCGAACCCUGCCAGAGGCAAGCAAAAUAUAUUUUUUGUACAUGGCGGUGAUGACUAUGGUGCCAGAGGCAUGGCAGAAUGACAUUACCAUGCCCCCUGAGAAGCGCGAUUUCUACCACUGGUCUGCGUGUGCAAUGGAGCCAUGGGAUGGCCCUGCCUUACUCACUUUCACAGAUGGCAGAUAUGUAGGCGCAAUUUUGGACAGUUUGUGUUUUCACCUGGUGGGGCUCACUCGAGUGGACUGCGAAGGGGCCACUGGAACCCUUGUGGUGAAGAUAUACUUGUGUGACGUGGAUUAUACAGUGUGUGUUUGGUGUGCCCAGAGCCGUCUGAAACCUGGUCGUAUGCUGCUUGUUGACACUCAAGAGAAGAAAAUUAUCCAAGAUGUGGAGUUGAAGAUGCAUAUUUCUAACAGUCGGCCUCAUUCAUCGUGGUUGAAGGAGCAAAUUCUUCUUGAAGACUUAUGGAAAGAACAUAUAAAGAAAUUUGGUCCUUUUGAGAGUGGAACUGGUGAAGGAGAGAAAGUUGCUGUUGCAAGUGUCAAUGGUAUUAACGACAAAACUCUGGCAAGGAUGUGGGGAGGAGAUCGUCGUUUGUCUCUUUUUGCAUAUACUAUAGAGACUAUUAACAUGUUGCUACUACCCAUGAUUCAGACAAAGCAAGAGGCUCUAGGUUCCAUGGGCAAUGAUGCACCUCUUGCAUGUCUCUCCCAGUUCCAGCCAUUACUCUAUGACUAUUUCAAACAGCUUUUUGCCCAGGUGACAAAUCCACCUAUUGAUCCUUUCCGUGAGAAGGUUGUUAUGUCUUUAAUGUGCCCAAUUGGACCUGAAGCAAAUCUUCUCCAACCAUCUGAAAAGCAGUGCCACAGAUUGUUUUUAAAACGGCCAAUUUUGUCUCUAAGUGAUGUGGAAGUGAUCAAAGCUACCACUCACAGAGGGUGGAAGACCCAUGUUAUUGACAUAACUUUUGACAAAGAAGAAGGAUACAAGGGCUUUGCCACAGCCCUAGAUAGAAUUUGCAAUGAAGCAUGCAAAGCAGCACAGAAUGGCUACCAAUUGUUGGUUCUUUCUGAUCGUCUUGCUUCACCUGAUAGGGUUCCAUGCAGUACUUUGCUAGCUCUAGGUGCAACACACCAUCAUCUUAUUGAAGAAAGACAGCGCAUGAAAGUUGGCUUGAUCCUUGAAACAGCGGAAGCAAGGGAAGUCCAUCACAUGUGUGUAUUGUUGGGCUAUGGCGCCGAUGCUAUCUGUCCCUACUUGGUAUUUGAAUUGGCUCGUGCACUUCGAAAUGAAGGUGUUGUAGAUGCAAGCAUGACGGAUGACCUUUUAUUCAGAAAUUAUGCAGAGGCUAUGGACCGUGGAAUUGCCAAAGUAAUGGCAAAAAUGGGUAUUUCUACCUUACAGUCAUACAAAGGAGCUCAAAUAUUUGAAGCUGUUGGAUUGGCAGAUGAAGUUGUUGAAAAAUGCUUUAAAGGAACUCAAUCACGAAUUGGAGGUGUAACUUUCGAAACUUUAGCCAGAGAUGCCUAUGAAAGACAUUAUCUCUCCUACUCAGACUCCACCUCAGAUAUGCUUGUCUUGAGAAAUCCAGGAAAUUAUCACUGGCGCAGUGGUGGUGAAAAACACAUUAACGAUCCUUUGAGCAUUGCAAACUUGCAGGAAGCUGCAGUAAAUAAAAACAAGAGUGCUUAUGAUCGUUUCCGUGAGUCCACAAUGGAAAGCGUGAAAGCCUGCACCUUGAGAGGGCAGUUGGAACUUGUGACGUCAGAAAAUCCAAUUGAUAUUAGUCUUGUUGAACCUGCUUCAGAAAUUGUGAAGAGAUUUGCUACAGGUGAAACAGUUAUAAGUGAUGAAUUAUUUGUAGUAGUGAAAAUAAAAAAAAAGAACCUUUCUUGUGGAAUGGGGGCUAUGAGUUUUGGCAGUAUCUCUCUUGAAGCACAUUCUACAUUGGCAAUGGCAAUGAACAAAGUAGGUGGCAAGUCAAACACUGGUGAAGGAGGUAAGGUUACCAAGGACAUUGCUAAGACUCGCCAUUCUGUUCCUGGAGUUGGCCUUAUCUCCCCUCCACCUCAUCAUGACAUCUAUUCGAUAGAAGAUUUAGCUGAACUCAUUUACGAUUUGAAAUGUGCCAAUCCAAAUGCUCGAAUUUCUGUAAAAUUGGUGUCUGAGGUGGGAGUGGGAGUUGUUGCGUCUGGUGUGGCGAAGGGCAAAGCUGAGCACAUUGUCAUAUCUGGACAUGAUGGCGGCACUGGUGCUAGUUCUUGGACCGGCAUUAAAAAUGCGGGCCUCCCAUGGGAGCUGGGUGUUGCAGAAACUCAUCAAGUGUUGGUGCUGAAUAAUCUUAGGUCUCGGGUUGUGGUGCAGGCUGAUGGGCAGAUAAGAACAGGUUUUGAUGUGGUGGUCGCAGCAUUGUUGGGUGCUGAUGAAUUUGGAUUUAGUACUGCUCCUUUGAUUGUUAUGGGUUGUACUAUGAUGCGAAAGUGUCAUCUCAACACUUGUCCAGUAGGAAUUGCGACCCAAGAUCCUGUUCUGCGCAAAAAAUUUGCUGGAAAACCAGAAGAUGUUAUAAAUUACUUGUUCAUGUUAGCUGAGGAGGUUCGAAGUCAUAUGGCACAACUUGGAAUCAAAAAAUUUCAGGACCUCAUUGGUCGCACUGAUUUAUUGCGGGUUCGAGAUUCAGGAAAUCCCAAGGCAAAAUCACUGAAUUUAAGUCCCAUUUUGAGAAAUGCAUUGCACAUGAGACCUGGCACAAAUAUCAUUGCUUCAUCAGAAAGUCAGAAUUUUGAGCUAGAAAAGAGAUUAGAUAAUAAAUUGAUUGAAGCAGCAGCUCCUGUUAUUGCUGGCUCAAAAUCAAGUGUAGAUAUUGAAAUGCUAAUUAAUAAUGAAGAUCGAGCAUUUGCAUCAACAUUAAGUUACCAUAUAUCAAUGAAAUAUGGUGAUGAAGGGCUCCCUGACCAUAGUGUUAAUGUGAGUUUGAAGGGCUCUGCGGGACAAAGUUUCUGUGCUUUCAUGACGAAAGGUGUUCAUGUGAAACUGGAAGGAGAUGCAAAUGAUUAUGUUGGCAAGGGCUUAUCUGGUGGAGAGAUCAUCAUCUACCCACCUAAGGAUUCUUCCCCUGACUUCAAAUCUGAAAACAAUGUUAUAGUAGGCAAUGUUUGCCUGUAUGGUGCGACCAGUGGAAAAGCUUUCUUCAGAGGCAUUGCUGCAGAACGUUUUUCAGUGCGAAACUCAGGAGUAGUAGCUGUUGUUGAGGGUGUGGGAGAUCAUGGUUGUGAAUACAUGACUGGUGGUUGUGUUGUCAUUUUGGGGUUAACUGGUCGUAACUUUGCUGCUGGUAUGUCUGGAGGAAUUGCAUAUGUGUGGGAUAUUGAUGGUUCUUUUAAAAGCAAAUGCAACCUGGAAAUGGUGGAACUUCUGCCGCUAGAGAAUGAUGAAGAUCUCAAAUACGUGGCCAGUCUUCUUAAAGAAUUUCAAGAAAAAACUGGGUCUCUGAUUGCUGAAGAACUUUUAAAAACUUGGCCAAAACCUGCUAAGGAGUUUGUGAAGGUUUUCCCAUUUGAAUAUCAGCGAGCACUUCGGCAGAUGGCAGAGGAAGCUGCUCAGGAGAAAGUAGGAACACCUGUAAACGGCGAAGAAAUGAAGGCAGAGCAGAAAAUUAGAGAUAUAGAAGAGACAGUGGCAGAUGGAUCAAUGGAAAAGAAACGAUUAGAGAAAAUUUUGGAUAAAACAAGAGGAUUUGUUAAGUAUAAACGAGAGACUGGGAUGUACAGACCUACUGAAAAGCGUGUUAAGGAUUGGGAUGAAAUUUAUAAUUUUGGCCACGUGCGGAAGGGUCUGCGUGUUCAGGCUGCACGGUGUAUGGAAUGUGGUGUGCCAUUCUGCCAAUCUUCUCAUGGAUGUCCUUUAGGAAACAUUAUUCCUAAAUGGAAUGAUUUGAUUUUCCAGAAUAAUUGGAAAGAAGCUUUAAAUCAACUUCUUCAGACAAAUAAUUUCCCAGAAUUUACGGGCCGGGUCUGCCCAGCCCCAUGUGAGGGUGCCUGUGUGUUGGGCAUCAGUGAACCUCCUGUUACAAUUAAAAACAUUGAAUGUGCCAUUAUAGAUCAUGCAUUUGAACAAGGUUGGAUCCAACCUGAUGUACCAAAACACAGAAGUGGCAAAAAAAUUGCAGUGGUGGGCUCUGGUCCAUCAGGACUUGCUUGCGCUCAUCAGCUGAACAAGGCUGGACAUUUGGUGACAGUAUUUGAGCGAAAUGACAGAAUAGGAGGAUUAUUGCGUUAUGGCAUUCCGACCAUGAAACUCUCAAAGGAAGUUGUUCAACGUCGUGUCAACUUGAUGGCAGAAGAAGGCAUAGACUUCAAAACCAACAUUAAUGUUGGCAAGGAUAUUUCAGCCAAGGAUCUGUAUGAGGAGUUUGAUUGCUUAGUUUUGUGUACCGGUGCCACUUGGCCCAGGGAUCUACCUAUUCCAGGAAGACAGUUGGAAGGCAUUCAUUUUGCAAUGGCCUUUCUAGAAAGUUGGCAAAAGAAACAAAUGGGUAACUCUAUUGAGCUUCAAGGGCUGUUGGCUAAAGAUAAGGAUGUGAUCAUUAUUGGAGGAGGGGACACAGGCUGUGAUUGCAUUGCAACUUCACUCCGUCAAGGAGCAAAAUCCAUCACCACAUUUGAAAUUCUUCCUGAGCCUCCUGCACGUCGAGCGAAAGAUAACCCUUGGCCUCAGUUCCCAAGAGUCUUCAAAGUUGACUAUGGUCACGAAGAAGUAGAACUCAAGUUUGGCCGUGAUCCGAGGCAAUUCAGCACAUUGAGCAAGGAAUUUAUUGAUGAUGGAAAUGGUCAUGUUGCUGGUAUCAGAACUGUUCUUGUCAACUGGACAAAAGAUGACACAGGUCGUUGGAAAAUGGAUGAAGUACCAGAUUCAGAAAAGGUGUACAAAUGUGACCUCGUGCUUCUGGCUAUGGGUUUCUUAGGACCAGAAAAAUAUAUUGCAUCCGAGCUAGACUUAAAUUUGGAUCCUCGAGGAAAUUACGAAACUUCAAAUGGUCAAUAUUCUACAUCGGUACCAAGAGUGUUCUCAGCUGGAGACUGUCGGCGUGGGCAGUCUCUAGUGGUGUGGGCUAUAUCAGAAGGUCGACAAGCUGCCCGGGAAGUUGAUGCGUUUCUUGCAGGGCAGUCUUCUCUUCCCGGCCCUGGAGGAGUUAUCACCACCCUGGUUGCAAGUCAGAAGGGAUAAAGAACGAUCCUAAGGGCAGAAGGUAAUAUUGAGUUGGCAGACCCAGGUUGAGGAGGAUUGCCAAUCAUUUGCAUUUAAUGAAAAAUUGAAUUGUACAGUUAAGUAGGAGUAUUAUAACUAUUGCCUCAUAGGGCAAAAAUUGUGGUAUGUCUUUUGUUUCGUUUGUUGAUAAAUGAACACAUGUAGGAGUGAAAUGAAUUUGUGACUGUCAUAAUGUUUCAUUUCUCGGUUGGUUUGUGAUUAAAUGAAGAUCUGAUGUAUAAAGUUAAUGUAAUGUAUAAAUUCAUUACAUGUAAUAUUUCAAAAAUGUAGCCUUUCAUGAUCUUAUUGUGUGUGGUAUUUUUUUUUUGUUUUUUUUUUUGUUGUAAUAAAAGUGAAAGACUUUUUAUUAACUCUGUGGUUCAGUAUGCCAAAAAUUAAAGGUUAGUAACUAUCUCAGUCAAGGCUGAAGGGAUCAAAACUUCCUAGGAGAAAAUACUUUUUUGUCAGAUACUUCAUAAUGUAGACUGAUACGUAUAGUUUGAAUUCUGUAGAAUUUUUGUUAUUCAUGACAAUGUCAAAUGUUUGAAAAUGUUUUGCCAAUUUGUAAGGCAUGUUCUAUAUUGCUAUGUAUUAUAUUUUAUAUAUUAAUAAUUUUUGUUAUUCUCUUCUUUAAAUUUUAAAUCUAUGUAGUGAUUGUACAAGGUGUGAUGUUUGAACCCAAUUUUAGAAGGGGUCUGUGCCAUUAAAAAUUAUGGUUGUCUGUUGCCAUAAAAUGAUUGAGACUUCUUUAAAGACUACUAUAUAGAACUAUAAAGAUGUAGAUGCAAUUUAUUUUUGCUUGAUAACAAUGCCUUAUAAAAUUGUAAGAUCCAUUACUGAUGUACUAGCUAUGGAAUAAAAUGGCAUUUAAUUAUGUGUACAAAAUUUUGCUUCAUAAAACCUUCAGUAAUUUUAAGAAAGAUUGAGCAGAAUAGUGUUCAGAGACAGUUUCAUUACAUGUAAACAGUUUUAAAAAAUGAUGAAAUAUUUAUUCAUGAUCAUUUUUCUUAAUGUUAUUGGGUGCUAAGAAAAUUUGUUUCCACAUCAUACAGAUGCAACUUGAAACAUUUAUUGUUUUUUAUGUUAAUAUAACAGCACCUAAUUUUCAACACAAGUGGCAGUGACUGCCUGCCUGUAGUUAAUAAAAAAUUAUUCGAAAGAUAUAAACUUGAGGUUCCCACAGGCCGCAUGAAUCAUCUGCAGCACAGGCAGCAGCGAAUUCAUGCACCCAUUCAUUCCACAGCGUCAGUUGAGUGUCAAGGUCAAAUGACAAUGAUUUCGUCAUCAGAUAAUGAACAAGUGGUUAAUUUACCUUUAAUGCAGGAGAAAGUAAAUUCCAUGUUUCAUUGUCGUUUUUUUAGUAAUUGUGAAAUUUGGUUUUGCAAAUUUGAAGAAUAACUAUAACAAACUAUUAAAUAUUAAUGGUUGAAUUAUGGUUUUUAUUUCUCUUAAUUGUUCGUCACCCAAUUAUUGUUACAAUAUUAAUACAUGGAAGAGGCAAUUAAUGCUGGAGGUGUCAUCCUCUAGCUUUCAAUUUUUUCUUCAAACUUGUACUAACUCUAAAACAACAACAACAACAACAACAACAACAACAACAACAAAAA